AUGCCUUUGACCGAAGCACUGCAACAAGUUCCUGCUUAUGCGAAGCACAUGAAGCAAUUCCUCGAAAAGAAGAAGUAUCUAGAUGAGGAAACAAUUGAAGUGCAGGGGAAGGCUCUAGUUGACUUAGGAGCUAGUAUCAAUCUUAUGCCCUUAUCUAUGCUUAAGAAGAUUGGUGGUCUGGAGGUCAAACCUACAAAAGCAAUCUUGCAAAUGGCAGACAGGUCCAUCAAGCAUCUGUAUGGUGUGAUAGAAGACGUGGUGGUGAGAAUUGAUAAACUCAAAUUUCCAGUGGACUUUGUAGUGAUGGAGAUGGAGGAAAAUGAAGAGAUACCGAUCAUUCUUGGACGACCAUUCAUGAAGACAACCAAGGUUGUCAUUCAUGUAGAUGAUGGAUUGCUAACAUUGAAGGAUCAAGAAAGAGAGGUAACUUUUAAUGUCUUUGAAGAUGGACAGCCAAUUCAAGAGAAGCAGAUUAGUCUUAAAACUUCAGAUGAAGUUUUAUCAGUGACUAGUCUACCAUAUAAAGCUGUCAAGAGAGUGAAGUUGGUGGCCAGGAAAUUGCUAAGAUUUUGUCGGUGUUAUGAAGGAAGGAAGAGCAUCAACAUUAAAGAUCUAGAUUGA
Molecule: messenger RNA, 621 nt
Organism: Vigna radiata var. radiata (mung bean)
Lineage: Eukaryota; Viridiplantae; Streptophyta; Magnoliopsida; Fabales; Fabaceae
Exons: 3
Coding region: 1-621 (206 amino acids)
Source: RefSeq, a predicted model, not a curated record